GUGCGUACAUCAAGCAUGUGUGUCGAACCGAUGUAUGGUGUUGUGCACCGUGGUGUGCAGCCUUUGUAUUGCGGUGAUCCGGGAGAAGGGAGCAGUGGCGAAGGUUCACAGAGGGAAGAGGAAGAGGAAGAGGAAGGUUCUCAAGAGGGGAAUGAUAGUGAGAAUACAAUUAAAAAUCAGAUCCGAGUGCUGCUUGCUCGACUCAAUCCAAAUGUUUCUCCAUCGAGAGUGGACAUAAGGACGAACGAGGUUUUUCAAGAGUUCAAGGCAUUGCGAAGACUUGAGUACUUGGAAGAAUUUUAUGACAGACAAACAAGCCCGACAUUUGGAUAUAACUGGCGCAUUGAUGAGGGCGACGAGACCGGUGGGAAAAGGGGACAAGGCCCUAGCGGUGGAGCGAGUGGAGAGGGAGGUGAACACCCAAGUGGUGACGAGGGCGGAGGUGACGAGGGAGGAUGUGAUAAGGGAGGUGAUAAGGGAGGGAGUGGUGAGGGUGAAGGAACAUCUGAAGCGCCUGGGUACAGUCGGCCAACAACAGACACAUCAGAAGGGCAAGCCCAUCGUCACCAUGAGAGAAGCGCCAGUGGUGUAGGAGGGCACAUCGACAUUCGUGGUUUGCCGCAGAUCAAGCUGUCUACUGCAGUGGAACAGGUUGACGAAGGAUGUGAAGGUGGGCAAAGUGUCACCACAAUACUCACAGCUGUCACAGUGACAGAUAACGCAUGGUGUGAUGGCAGUGGCGCAAGUGUCUUCCCCGUUGGCAAGAAGGGCAAUAUUGGUAGCCCACAAGGCCUUAUGUGGAUGUCUAUGGAUAUUUUGCCAUAUGGGUUGGGAAGCCAAGGGUGGCUCAGAGCAUCAUUGGAUAAAACCAUGUAUCUGGCGGAAACGGAACAGCAACUUGAGGCUCACACUCCACUUGAUGAAGAGACACUCAGAGGCGACUUAGAGAUUCCUGCAGAAUUUCAAAGUCCGAUAUCAGAGGAGAAGGCACAACGAGGGUCUCAGGAGGCGGGUACUGUAACAGGCCACCAGGAGGAAGCUAUGCUUGCGGAGGAGAUGGAACCGGGCGGCGAGCCUAACAGUCCAUUUCAUGAAGACAUUCUUGGCAGCGACUUCGAUACUGGUACUGGAGGGUCUCAGGAUUCGCCUAUUGUAUUUGAUACUGCUGGGAAGAACGACACUCUUGAGGGGCUUGUGGCGAAAGAAGCAAUUCAAGUGUCGGACAUCGAAGAGGAUGAAGGACAUAUUGUAUUGACUACUCCAGAGCAACAUACACCUGUGGAGGAAGGACGAGAAAGUACACUUCGAACUCCUGUGCAGCAGUUCAACCCAUCUGUCAAAGUGAUAAACAUCGAAGAAUCCCCUUUCACAUCAAGACAGUUCGGAGAUGCAAAAGAAGACGGUGCUAAAGGAAAAACCGCAGUUAGUCGCCGAGGUGAGCACUUACCUUACGAAGUUAAUAUAUGUGUAAUAUUGUACCUAGAACGAGAGAUGAUUUUCCGGUUUUGCAUGCUGUUGUGCAUUGGAACUGUUCCAUAUUUAUUUGCAUAUAUGUAGUGUACCUUAUAGUGCGUCCGAAUCGGUAAAUGAAACACAUGAUCGACU
Messenger RNA from Chara braunii, 1605 nucleotides. NCBI's taxonomy places the organism in Eukaryota, Viridiplantae, Streptophyta, Charophyceae, Charales, Characeae. The record is from the annotation of a GenBank genome assembly.